Messenger RNA from Wasmannia auropunctata (little fire ant), 9790 nucleotides. RefSeq lists its product as uncharacterized. The transcript has 16 exons. Lineage: Eukaryota; Metazoa; Arthropoda; Insecta; Hymenoptera; Formicidae. The record is from RefSeq and is a predicted model, not a curated record. Gene Ontology annotation, biological process: regulation of Rho protein signal transduction; signal transduction; actin cytoskeleton organization. Bases 1355 to 6997 code for a protein of 1880 amino acids. Gene Ontology annotation, molecular function: lipid binding; GTPase activator activity.
GCUUCUCAGUCUCGCCGCGGCGGUCGCGGGAGUCGGUUCCCGCAUUUCGUGGCGCUAAUUCGAUUUGAACGCAUCGCUCGCGCGCGCGUAGGCGGUGCGUCGUCGCGUUCGGAGCCGUUGGCCCCCGAAUGAGUUUUCGUUAACUACGAAGUGCUUUGCGCACAGCACACACAGCCGACCACGCACGGUCCUUCGUUCGGUCGUGACACAGCGAGGUCAACGCCGAGACAACGUAACGACAAGAGGAAGCACCGACCGGCGGGUGCUCCUUCCCCCCCGCAAUUCGUUGUCGACUCGUGUGCGUGGCAGUUUUUCGACGCGUUCCAAAAAAGAAAAAAAAAACGUGAAAAGUGUGAGACCGAGAUCGAGAGUGUCCGUGGCCCGACGUGUCCUUCAUUAAAUACGAGAUUUUAUCGGGACUUACUAAUACUCGAGUAGAUGGUGAUCCCCGGUGGCGGCGUAUCGGAAUUUCGGAGCGUACGUUCCUCGUCGGCGUGGCGGGGCGCUCGUGACCAUGGCGACAAUCAACAAGUGCGGCGAGUAACAGUUGCGGCCACGUGAUGCGUCGCGUAGGUACACAACAUUACGGAUAACCCCGGCGAUUGCAUGAGCGAUUGCGCGACGUCAACGUGCCCGCAGAGAAGCCUCUCGUGUCCACGCGGAGUAGAGCGGAACAUCGGGAUACAUCGUGAAUAACGUAGGACGCGCGACAGUGUGAAAAUUCGACUCGUACUGACCGGAACUGACGUACGGCUGGCGUCGGACUUCGUCAGUAGUACAAACUGAAGCCGCUGAAGCGCGGCCGUGACCGACGCGCUGCAACUUCAAGUCCUUCGGUCGGAAAUCGAACUGUUAUACGGUCAUAACCUUAUCGGCGACAGUUCGUGCGACACGUUUCGCGGGGAAAACGACGAGUUCCGAGGACCAGCGGAGACGUGACGUAUCGCGUUUUAACGCGCGCGAGACAAAAUCGCGCGGUCGCGUCCCGUACUCGUUCGCUCGUGGGAAUUUCGCGGAAGUGAAGCCGCCCGACGUUUCGCGGAAAAGUGAAGCGCCGGAAACGCAGCCCGGCGCACGAGAGCCGAAGGCGGCGUGGGGCCUGGCCGCGUGGUGAUACAAUCGCGCGCGGCGCGGGUUCGUGAAAGAGAAGCCGCGGUGUGGCCGGUGGUUUCUUGUGUUCGCGCCGACGUUUGUACAUACAAGUAAAUUUAAACUACGCCGCCUCGUCGGACACGUGGACGCACCGUCGCCGCGCAUCGUCGUCGUCGCCGUGCGCGCUCCUGAACGUCGGCUGGAGAUCCUCGGAUGCACGAGAAGAUGCGUGUAAAAUCGUCGAGGUGACCGUGGUGUGAGCAUGGAGACUAUGCAGGAAGGUGGUGGCCGUCUGCAAAAUGGUUCGACCGCGAAGAUGCCGAAUCGGUUAAAGCUCGUGCAAAGUGACGAAAAUGACAAGGUGACGAGUGACAAGACAGCGGAGAUGGAUCCAUACAGGGAACUGGAGCUCUAUCUCGCCAAGGUUAAGGAUGAAAUCGGCGAGAUAAUCGAGUCAGCUCCAACAACUCCACUUCGCGUCGUAGAAGAGGCGAAACAUCCAACUCAGCCUGAGAAGGUGUCGAGCUGCGCGAAUGACUCGUUCGUCCCGAAAUAUCCGCCUGCUGCGAAAUCGCACGGUUUCGCAAGGAGACAAAACUCGUUGACGAGAGGCGACGAGGCUAUCGGCGAGUGGUCGAACAGCAUCCUCGCGGAGUUCAACAGCAUAAUCGCCAACGAGAUCAGCGAGCUUACCAAAGAGAAAACGAGGAGAAACGUCGCGCGCAGCAACGACGACGUCAGGGUGAUACAAUACAGAGAGCUGCUGAACGAAUUCGGAAUAUCCGACAGCGAGUGCUCCGAUCGAGAGUUUAACGGUGAACGUGGCUCUCUUAGAGAUGAGAAGAGUCUUCGGGAUCGCAGGAACGGAAAACUGUUUGUCGACGACGAUCGUCGCUGCCUGCUGAACUCCGAUUACGACGAGCCUCACGAUCGCGUGAUCCCCGAGGGGGGGAGGAGGAAGAGCGGCAGCCUGCCGGAGAACCUGCAGGACAUUUACGGUCGCAAUCGUGGUCGAUUUCACACCACGGAGACACUGAGCUCCGACUACGACGAGCCCAGCAAUUGCCUGCCGAUAAGCUCGAUCAGAAGCCAGAUCGAUCGGAUUACCUCUAGUCUACCGUCGAAAUUGGAGCGCGAGUGCGCCACGAAAGACGCACAAUCGAAUCCUUGCCAUGCACCAAAGACACCCGUAGGAUUAAGUUCGAAGACCAAUGAAGAUACCAACGUGGACGCGCUCCAAGCCCGAUCGUUCAGAAACGCCGAGGACGACGCUGUCGAAGAGGCGAACGCGAGAUUACCGCCGCGACAGCGAUCCGAGAGAAAGACGAGCCUUCCCAUCAACCUAACGAGUCAAAAACGUAGAAAGGCAAUGCGACUGCAGAGACUCCGACGCGGAGGCGCGGACGAUCAAGAGACCAUGGAUCCCGAUUACGACGACGUGUUUCCGAACGGGGUUACGGGCAGGUCCAGAUCGUUGGACAAUCACGUCCCGAAAUCGGCGCCUGUGACACCCACGGAGGAGAAGAAGCCGCCGUUCUCGAAAUUGUUGAAAAAACGGCAUCACACGCCGGUGUUCCACGAGAGCUCCGACGACGUUAUCCUGGUCAGCGUGUCUUCGCUGCCGGAUCAGGAUAUGCUGCGCCGGAGAAACGACAGGCUCCACGAGGCGAAGAACGUCAAGGUGAAUUCGAAAGAAACGUUGACUCGAAAAAAGAGGGCGAUAUCGCCGCUAACUUUACGUUCCGAUGUCACCGCGAAAAGACUGUCGGAGUCGGACAGAGAUAUCAGGCAAGUCAGCCCGGUGGACUUGAAGAAGUUCACGUUGACGCGAACGUGGGGCAACGAUGUCGCGGUGAAUUGCGACUUGUCCGAGAACAAUGACGUCAAUGGGAAUUGCGGGAUCGUGAACGGAACCCUCGGCAAACUGGAGCACGCUGAUGUGAAAAGGAUCAUGGAGGAGCAAAACGCGAGAACGGGAUCCCUGCCUAAUUCCCUGCAGUCCCUAUUGUCGAGAAUACGAAAUGGCUCGGGUUCCUGUUGCCCAAAUAGUCCGCCGGUGGAUACUCUCACCUGCUCCGACAUGGCGACCCAAACUUCGCCGGCGAUUUCAAGGAGCUCUAGCUUCACCUGGGUCAGCGAUUGCGACUCUCCUCAAGCCGAGUCCCAAUUAGAUUCGCAGUCAUUGCAAGAUGAGAGCACAUUAGAUCCAGUUUCUCCCCAAGACACUGUGGAUGACGACAAUAGAUCCUCAUCGUCGUCCCAGGACCUCCUACAGAGCAUGGACGAGAUUUCUUCCGGAAGUUUGUCGCCGGAUACCACCGACAGAGCAUCUCCGCUUGAAAGCGGGAUUGGAACGGCGAGUCCACCUAGAAGCACGGACCGCCGCUUAACUAAACCGUCCACACCGAAUAAAUGUCAUCGCCAAGAGACAUGGGAGCGAAUUCGGCGACGGCCAUCGAAACUGAAUUCGCGAAACGACAAGAACUCGCAGGACGUGUGGGUCAAACGCGAGAGCGUGCACACGCAAACGAAACAGAUCGACGAUCAGUACUCGCAGGACGCGGUGGACAGCAGUAGCGGUCUCGAUGACUCGUUGCCGAGGAUCAGGACGUCCAGGCCUACGAAUUUACCGCUAUGCUUGUCCACCACUGCGAGCAGUUCCUUAAGCUCGGGCGAGCUGCUCGAGACGCCGCCCCGAGCGCCGUCCUCUCCGUCCGCGGCGAGUCUCCAGCUGAAGCCGGAACCUCUGACUGUGGAAAUGGGCGGGAAGAGCAGCAGCGCGCCGUUGUUGGAGAACAAUGACGCGAAGAACGUCAACGGGAAGGUGCCGAGCUUGCAGCAGCAGCCGCGCUCGCAAUCGGAACGACAACUAUCAGAAAUCGAGGCACAAGAAGCUUGUAAAUGGUUGAGAGCUGCCGGAUUCCCGCAGUACGCGCAAAUGUACGAAGAUUAUCAGUUUCCGAUUGACGUUUCCGGCGUAGCCAAGGACCACCCUUUCCUCGAGGCCGACUCGCUGCAGAGCCUCUUCCGGCGUCUGCACGCCCUUAAUCGUUGCGCCAAUAUGAAACUCGACACGCAUCACACGCACCACAGCACGAGCCACGGCAAAAGCAGUGGCGGUGGUGACGAAUCCGACGAGGACACGCAGUGCGCCUUGAGCGAAAAAUGGACCUUCGAGAAGAAGACGAGACGCUGGUCCCGCAUAGGCGACGUCACAGCGGCGAACGUUGAGAGGCUGCAGGCGAUCGCCGGGCAGAACGCCGCGUCCGAGGACGACUCCAUCGAGGAUCGUCUGGAGGCCGAAGAAGCGGAGGAUACCAUGCUGGAGAAUCUGCAGUACGGCAGCUUGCCACCGGGGACCGUCCCCGACGGGGAGAACAGCGCGCGAUUUCGCAGGAGCGGCUCGGAGAGGCUACGGGACGGCGCAAAGGCUUUCCUGAGGCGCGUGGAGUCUCUAAAAUCGCGACGGCGGAAGCGCCAGAAUCGCGACGGGGUGGUGAUCAGCGGACCCCAGGUGCUCGACGUGAUGUCCAUGCAGCAGAAGAUGAAGGAGCUGAAUUGCGUCGACGUGUCGCCCACGGGGCCGGCGCCGGUGUCCUUCAACGAACUCCUGUCGGCUUCGCCUCUACCAAUUCCCGGCUCGCCGGCCACCCUACCGGCCUCUCCCUAUCAUCUACCGCCGUCGCCGCUGGCGAACGCGCCUAGUCCCUUCGGCGACGACUCCUCCAGCUACUGCUCGGACGGCUCGCAGGGCGGUGGACCGACGCCGACGCCGACCCGCACAAAGAUGAGUCGCGCCCGCCGAUUUCUACACCGCGGCAGGGAGGAUCAGGGCGCGCUGAGCGACUCCGAGUGCCAGCCGACGAACUGGCGACACCGAUACUUCCGCGACGCUAACAGCAAUCACGCCAAGGUGCUCGAGUUCGUGAGCGUACGUUCCCACAGUUCCAAGGAACGUUCCCAGACUUCCACGCCGGCGAAGAACACACCGAUCAACACUCGCGGCGGCAGCCUGAAUCUCGGCAAGGAGUCGCAGAGGUAUCGCGACAAGCUCGUGCAGAGCAAGGAGGAAAAGGCGACAUCCUCCUCGAAGCGGGAGGAGAAGACACGCAAGAGCUUCCGGCACCGCGACGAUUCGCACAGGGAAGGCAAGUCGCUGGCCAAGGAUGUGACAGUCUACCGAGAGAAAUCCAGGAGUAGGAGCUCUGAAUUGGCCGGCAGUCAGGAGAGUGGCUCCACCGUGGCUAGUAGAGAUUCCGAGCCGGAAGAGGAAUCGCCCAGGCACAAGGGCACCGUUGUGAGGUGGCACAGCUUCCAGAGAGGGUCGCUCUACCCCGAACCCUUGGACCCGUUGUGCCCCAGAGCGAUGGCAUCCAUGUCGUGCGGACAACUUUUAGUCCUGAGGAAGCUGGCACUGCUGAAACUCACGGCGUGCAUGGAACGGUAUUGUCCGACUCAUCGCACUGGCUGGAACUGGGAGCUUCCGAAGUUUAUCAGGAAAAUCAAGUCGCCUGAUUAUAAAGACAAGACGGUUUUCGGAGUGCCGCUCUUACUGUCGCUACAGAGAACCGGUCAAGCGUUACCUAAGUGCAUUCAAAUCGCCCUGAGAUGGCUGAGGGCCAACGCUCUGGAUCAGGUGGGCAUCUUUAGAAAGAGCGGCGUCAAGUCGAGGAUACAGAAGUUGAAGAUCAUGACGGAGACCCAGGGGGACAAUAUCAAUUUUGACGGGCAGCAGGCAUUUGACGUCGCCGAUCUUGUCAAACAGUAUUUCAGGGAGCUGCCGGAGGCUCUGCUGACGAACAAGCUCUCGGAGACGUUCAUCGCCAUCUUCCAACAUGUGCCGGUGGAGUUGCGACCCGACGCCGUGCAGUGCGUCCUGUUGCUGCUUCCGGACGAGCAUCGCGAGGCAUUGGAGACUCUGCUCGACUUCUUGAAUCAUGUCGCCAGUAACUCGCCCUAUAACCAAAUGACAGCCUCGAACCUGUCUGUGUGUCUAGCUCCGAGCCUGUUCCAUUUCAACCACAGCAACACGAACGUGACCAACAGGUCGAGCAGCGUGUCGCCACGUAGGCGAAAGACCGUGGGCAUUCCCGAUCAGCGGGAACUGUCGGAAAACAAAGCCGCUCACGAUUGUCUUCUGUAUCUGGUCAAGAUGCAUCGUGAAUUAUUCAUGGUCUCGUCGGACAUGCUGACGCAGUGUCACUUUAAUUAUAUGGAAGAGAGCAUUCCAGUCGCGCUGGAGGAACUCGGCUCGGAAUUGAAGCAGGAUUGGAGGGGCUACCUGUACGCCUGCACCACGGCAUUGCUGAAGGAAGCGCGAGAAAACAGAAGUCGCGGUUGGGUCACGGUAAACAAUCCUGCCGACAACAGCGUAGAAAUGGCGUAUAAAAAGGUCGGCGACGGACAUCCGCUUCGUCUCUGGCGAGUGUCAACCGAGGUUGAAGCUCCGCCAAACGAGCUGUUACAUCGUGUGCUAAGAGAAAGGCAUAUCUGGGAUCCGCAACUUUUAAAAUACAGACUGGUGACCAAGUUAGACACCAACGUGGAGGUCUUCCAAUACGCAACCGGAAACAUGAGUCCGCUGCCCGCUCGAGAUUAUUGUGUAUUAAGAUCUUGGCGGAAUGAUCUUCCUAAAGGUACUUGCGUCAUUGUCGAAACAUCCGUGCAACAUCCAGACGCUCCUGUCAUGCUCGGGGGAACUCGCGGCAUUGUUUUGGCCUCACGUUAUCUUAUCGAACCAUGUGGCAGCGGCAAAUCUCGUAUUAUGCAUUUAUCCAGAGUCGAUACGAAGGGUCGCACACCUGAAUGGUACAAUAAGAGCUACGGACACAUCGCUGCUCUUCAUCUGAGCAAAAUCCGUAAUUCUUUCAAGCAUAGCACCGACGGGCCCGAAAGUAAAGUUUGAGAACAGAGUACCGUGCAACUAUCGUUGCACGGUUCUUCUUUCCCUUCCUCCUCUUCGUCCUCUUGCUCUUCCUUCUCCACCUUCACCUCCGUCUCCUCUAUCUCCACCUCCACCUCCGCUUCCAUCUCCACCGUCACUCUCCAAGUACCCGACGAGCAGCAGUGUGACCAUAGGACUCUAAUGGACGUAUUACAAGUCCAGCCUACCAUCGACGAGGAAUAAUCUCGAUCGAUCAGCGCGAUCAGUAACCAAAACCCACCGAUGUCGUAGUUAGCUUCGUUCAGCAACUGUUUUUGGACUUGAGAUAAGCAAUCUAUUUUAUCGUAAAGUAGUAUAGUAGUAGAAUCCCCCGUAUGACGUUUACUGUCCAGAGAUCUUGCCGUCCGUUUGUCAUGAAAGUUAGUGAAAGGCGAGAUACAAAAAAGAACGGACAAUUUUAUUGAGCAGUUUUAAUAAUGAAUAAAUAUCAAUAAGUCGACUGUAUAUAUUUUUUGGGAUAUAAGAAUCCAUUAUUUUUGCAACUCUGAUAUUGUUCGAGAAUUUAUAAAAUCUAUCAAAUCCCGCAGUUGGGCGCGAUUCUUAAAAUCGUGUCUCGCUGCAAGUUUAAUUUGAUUGCAUUUUUUAAUGCUAAAAGAUUGAAAAAACGGUUAGGUAAACGUUUCCGGUUGCGGGAUAGAAAAUGAACGUCAUUCGGUGUUUUCGACGACUAUGUGUAUAUGUGUUUUAUAUGAUAAUAGCGACUUCAUGGAUUUAUUUUGUACUAUAACAAGUUCAUAUCUUCGAUAAAAAUAAGAUAGAACAAGGAGAGCACGACCAAGAUGAGAGAGAUAAUAUUAACGAUAUUUUUCUCAUAAUUCUUAAUCGAUAAAACUUCCUGAUAUAAAGAGUCAUUGAUUCGACUUUUACAAAGACUAUAAUAUAGAUUAUAGCUGGAAUUUCUUUUAAUAUCUUAUUUUUGCAACAAAAUUUUACUACUAGACUUCAUGUCAAAUAUUUUUCUAUGAUCGAUAAAAUUUUUUGAUGAACAAAUGAUAUCUGUGGGACUGAGUCGCAUAAUAAAAUGUCGCGUAGAACAACAAUACAGUCGCUAUACAGAAUCAUUCAAACUUGUAGAAUGCACCAAUCAGUUACAGUGACAGCUGUAAAUAAAACCGCAUCCAAGUGAACGCUCGUACGUAUCGUUCGUACGUGACCAUUUAUAAUGACGAUGUUGAUUAACGUUUCCGUCAGGCUCCUAAAGAUGGGACGAAGCCUAGAUAGGGUACUGUCUGAGAAAUACAAAUUUCACAUGCAUUUCGUAUAUUUUUUUCGGACCAAAUGCCAAUUUUUCUAUCACAUAGCGUAUCACAUUAAAGUAGUUGACAAACGUCUCGAUCGAGGAAUUUUCUUCCUCUCCCAUAAAUGUUGCCACACGUAGAUGAGCGGAUAUGUAAAUGUCGCUUACUCAUGUACACGUGUGUCUAUUUAUAAAUGUGCUCUUAUAAGCACGUGUUUGUUACAUGUAAAAGAGAGAACUACGCCGUUUCAGUGUCGGAGUUACACGAUGCACUGCUGCGCCGUUUAAGCUGCUGUGUGAAAAAAUACAUAGUGAGGAAAGUUAAGCAAAAAUAACUUAUGGUUAUAUAGCUUUUUGAGCUAUAAAAUUAUGCCGAUUAUUUCUAUUUUCUUAUAGCAUAAAAUGUGCGUUAUUUGAUACUUAAAUGCAUACAAUUAUAUUCUAUUAUAGUAUUAAUACUGUUAAAAUAUACGAUGACAGCUGCUCACGAAGUAAACGCCAUAAGAGAAUCACAAUCGCGGAAAAACAAUAAAUGCGAGUAAUCGAGUUUUUUUUUUAGAUAGAAAUCGAUAAAAUAUUCGACAUUUCUUUUGUUUUUGUGAGAUUAAAAAUAUUUCGAGUGUAACGAUUUGUGUGAGUAAAGCAGUGCAUUGUGCAGCUCCGCUCGUUAUCGUAGAUUUAUCGCCGAGGUCACGAUCGCCACGGCAGUUCGAGCAAUGCGAAAGGAUUUUGAGUAAAGCAUAAGUUUCCAAAAUCUCGUUGUUCCACCAUACGAGUGGUGGACUCCACUCGAACAACUAUCAUUGUUACUCGUGUCGAUGUUAAGAGUUAAAAUGAAAAAAAAAAAAGAUAUUUGUUUUCGCCGUGUUUACUUCGGAAUCGUCGCGAGUCGAUCAAUUACGCUCGCGAAUUUAGAACACGCGCUUAGGAUGUUUAAUCGUUCGACAUGUCCGCAUGCAACAAUUACCAUAGGGACCAUCUCGUGGACGUAACAAAUAACUGGACGCAAUGGUUGUCCGUGCGAAAUAGGAAGCGUAGGCAACGUAACAAUCGUAACGAAAUAUUAUUUGACAGAUAAAGACUACCAAUCGUUUGUUACGUCCAUGGAUCACCUUUGUUUGGACCUCAAACAGGAAAAAUGACCUGCGUAAGAUGCACCUCAUCGAAUUGAAACUCUAAGUGUAUUUUAACGUAAUACUAGUCACUUACAUUAUAGCCGAGAAUUAUGAAUUAUGACAUAGAUUUUUAUUGUGCAACGUUGCGCCGAGAGAAUAUUUAAAAUAUUAUUAAUUGCUACUAUAUAUAUUAUAUCGACGUUAAGUAAUCAUACAAAAUAUAUCAUAUUUUUGUGUCAACAAUAAACGCCAGUAGAAGCACGACGACUGAAAUGGAGAGACGUCGUCGGCGUUUCUUCAUAUUUGUAACGAUAUAUGAACGUCUUUAUUCUUGUAAUCCGUGUUCCACUAGAAUGUAAAUAUGUAUAUUAUAUAAUAAUGAGCAACACAAAGUUAUAUAUA